Messenger RNA from Neohortaea acidophila, 1066 nucleotides. RefSeq lists its product as uncharacterized. NCBI's taxonomy places the organism in Eukaryota, Fungi, Ascomycota, Dothideomycetes, Mycosphaerellales, Teratosphaeriaceae. The record is from RefSeq and is a predicted model, not a curated record. The transcript has 2 exons. Bases 180 to 743 code for a protein of 187 amino acids.
ACGACGGAUCUCGUCCGACGGAGAUGGAGGGAGGGAGGAUGCGUCAGGCGUAGAAGAUCCGCGGGAGACGCUCGGGCCACUCAAGCAGUCUUGACGGAUUCGGAGUUGCUCUUCGAGAAAUCCAACGAACUGCAGAAAGCAUCCAUUCCCUUCCACGUCAGCUCUGCAAUCGUCAAGACAUGCUGCUUCCCAUCCUGCUCGUGUUCCUCGCGCCUCUCGCGCUCUCCGCACAAACGCAGCGCUCCGUGGACGUCUUCGCAUGGCCGCUUUCCGCCAGCAAGCCCACCACCCUCGCCCACAUCACCUACAACUCCACCUCCGCCAGCGUGCAGAACUACAUUGCACCACACUUUGCCGCCGAUGAAGAGGUAGUCCGGAUCGGCUUCUACCACCCUUCAGGCUCGUGGUCCGGCGUAGCGAGCGCCGCAUCCAAUCUCGCCGCGAACACGCACAAGACGGUGCAGCUCUACCUCAACACCGAUCACGACCUAUACCACGUGGGAUUCAAGGUGUCUCCCGUGGCGAGCAGUAGCAAAAGCGGCAACAGCAAGGAUGGGCUGAACGUGGAGGUGGUCAGACUGCGGCCGGGGCAGAUGCCGCCGCUCAGCAAACCCGUGCAGCUGAAUGCGCAAGGGAAAGUCGAGGAGAAGCCGGUGGAAAAGAGUUUCGUACAGAAAUACUGGUGGGCGAUCGUUGGUGUGCUCGUCGUUCAGAUCGUCGUUGCAGCUAUGGGGAAAGAUUAGAGCUAUGGGUAACGAUCAGUAUCAGAACGAGCUCAGAUGCGGCGCGCUCGGCUUCAACCAUUGAGCAGAUGGCGGGACUGUUUAAGGCUCUGCUCCAACGUUCACUGCUUGGACGGCGCUGCACUGGUUGGACGCGGACGCCAUCACAGAAUCGUCAUCCCAGAAACCAGCACCGAGUAAAAUGAGUCUGAAAUGGGACCGCCCUGGAGCUGCCUGCCGAACCGAGGCUGUAUGACAAUUUCGCGAGACAACAUCGCCUCUGAUCCAACGUGGAUUUGGCAGUUCGUACGGCGAGGUAGGGACAUCAUGGAUAGGAGUGCUUA